CCACAAUGGCGUCUGCUGAUCUGAGAGACGAGCUGAACUGCUCCAUCUGCCUGAACAUCUACACAGAUCCCGUCACCCUGAGGUGCGGACACAACUUCUGCCGGGGGUGCAUCGAUCUUGUGUUGAAUUCACAGAGGAGGUCAAGAGUUUAUAACUGCCCUGACUGCAGGCAAGUGUUCAAUCAGCGGCCAUCACUGUGCAGGAACGUUACUCUGAGAAGUAUAGUGAAGCAUUUCCAGCCUCCACCAGGACAAAAAGGAAAGGCCGGGGUUAUCUGCACCUAUUGUCUACACUGCCCGGUACCUGCUGUGAAGUCUUGUGUGUUGUGUGAAGCUUCUCUGUGUGGAAGACACCUGAAAGCCCACAACAAAUUGCCGGAACACGUCUUGAUUGAGCCCACCACUUCCUUGGAGAACAGAAAAUGCUCUACUCACAAGAAGAUCCUGGAGUAUUACUGCCUCAAAGAUCAGGUGUGCAUCUGUGUCUACUGUCGGGUUGAUGGAGACCACAAUGGCCACCAAGUUCAGUCUCUGGAUGAAGCCUCUGAAGAGAAGAAGAAGAAACUGACAAAGGUUCUGGAGACACUGACCUCGAAGAAGAAGGAGGCUGAGACAAAAUUCCAGAAUCUACAAGAACGCCUGAAAAAAGAAAAGGGCAAGGCAGCUAAGAUAAAAGGUAAAGUCAAGACUCUGUUCACAGACCUUAGAAAACAAUUGGAGGAUGUGGAGAGAAGGGUCCUCAGUGAGAUCUCUGGGCAGGAAAAGCAGGUAUCAGUCUUCAUCUUGGACCAGAUCCAACAGCUGGACAUAAAGAAGAAACAUCUGUCCAAUAAAAUGGGUAAAAUUGAGGAUCGCUGUAAGAUGACUGAUCCCAUAACUGUCUUACUAGACCCGAAAUGUGAAAACAAUUGGGUUCAAGAGGACCACAAUGAUCAGAAGGUUGAAGGUACAGCUGACCUAGAUGAGGACCUGAUCAAAAAGACCAUACAUGAACAAGUAUCUAAUGUGAUAGCCCAUAUCAACCCCUGGCUGUUUUUGCUGGACCCUGUGGACCUCUCGUUGGAUGUAUAUACAGCUGCUAAUAAUCUACGUAUAUCAGAAGACUUGAAGACUGCAUCGCUGACUUAUGUAGAAGAAGAACGGCCCCCUUGCCCAGAUUGGUGUCCGAGAAAUGAGGUUUUAAGCACCCAGUGCUUUUUAUCCAGGCGACAUUAUUGGGAAGUUGACAUCAGUAAACUGGGAAACUGGAGAUUGGGUGUGACCUACCCCUAUCGAAAUGGUGCCCAUGGGGCCUCCUGGACUUUGCGGAGGAAUUAUAACCAAUGUUUAGCUGUUCAUAAGAGUAGCAUUGUCCGUUUGUCCUAUAACUUAUGCUGUCAGAGGUUCGGGGUGUAUCUGGAUUACGAGGCCGGGCAGCUGUCCUUUUACCUUCUGGAUGACCCCAUUAGACAUCUGCACACCUUCACUGCCACCUUUACUGAGCCAGUCCAUGCUUUAUUCUGGAUAAAUAAUGAAGACUGCGCUGCUUGGGUCAAAAUCAAAAGCUGAAGGACCUACCUGUAGGUCUCUUGAAGGUCACUGAAGCUUCACCUCUAAUGGUUAUCUGUUAUCUGAUUGUCCCCACUUGUAAAGGAAGCCAUUCCAGUAAUAACCUAUCUGAUAAUGUAACCAGAGCCGAUGAUGUCCUGUGCGGUACCUCAUAGUCCACAAUGGCGUCUGCUGAUCUGAGAGACGAGCUGAUCUGCUCCAUCUGCCUGAACGUCUACAC
Messenger RNA from Bufo bufo (common toad), 1767 nucleotides. Its product is annotated as E3 ubiquitin-protein ligase TRIM62-like. The coding region runs from base 6 to 1547 and encodes 513 amino acids. Gene Ontology annotation, molecular function: zinc ion binding; protein binding. NCBI's taxonomy places the organism in Eukaryota, Metazoa, Chordata, Amphibia, Anura, Bufonidae. The record is from RefSeq and is a predicted model, not a curated record. The transcript is spliced from 2 exons.